Messenger RNA from Kazachstania africana CBS 2517, 1062 nucleotides. It is a transcript of the gene ERD1, whose product is annotated as Erd1p. Bases 1 to 1062 code for a protein of 353 amino acids. Lineage: Eukaryota; Fungi; Ascomycota; Saccharomycetes; Saccharomycetales; Saccharomycetaceae. Gene Ontology annotation, cellular component: cytoplasm; membrane. The transcript has a single exon. The record is from RefSeq and is a predicted model, not a curated record.
AUGCAGGAGAAAAGUCUGGUGGCAAAUGAAUCAGUUAGUUUGUUUCAAGUUCCAGCGCCACAGCGUGUCAAUGUUCUCCUAGUUCUUUCGGUUUGGCUUUGGUACGGCAUCCUGAGGUUCCUAAGUGCUCACCACAUAGAUGUUAUAUCGAUCAUACAAACGAGAACAUCAAGCGAUAUGAGGCAAUUUCCUACACAUAGUCAACUAUUGCGUAAUACAAAGGCAUUUGCUAUAAAAUUAUCAAAAAUUAUAUUCCCAUGUCAUUUAAUCACAGCAAUGUUAUUUAUAAUAUCUCAUAGUGUUGAACUAGGCCCACUUAUUGGUACUAUGAUACAUGUAUUACCACUUUUUCAAUUUGCCUUGAUUGUAACAUUGAUUGUGCAACGUUCUGAAAUAAUACUAUAUUGCUCAAAGCGAUUGCCUCUCAUAGAAUCUGACCCACGUCCUUUAAGAAACGUUUAUAUUUUAUUGUCAGACUCUCUAACAUCUUUCACAAGGCCUCUAAUUGAUUUUACAUUAUUUACUUCGUUACUAUUUGGUGGACCAAUGACACAUUUCGAUCUGUUUAUAUCAGCGUUACCUUCCCUAGUAAGGGUUUUUCAAUGUUUGAGAGAGUUUAGUAAAGUUGAUGGGGCCCAUUUAUUGGCGAAUAUGUUUAAAUACUCAUGUAACAUCCCUAUUUUGGCGUGCACAUGGUAUUCUAGAGUUGACACUGAGGCAAGUUUGAAACAGAACUUUUUAACGCUACAAAUGUGGUUAAUGUUACUAAACUCUUGUUAUACCUUUUUUUGGGAUGUAAGAAUGGAUUGGCGUAUUACUUCUUUAACUAAAAUAAGAAAGACGACAUGUGCGUUGCCUUCAAUUAACUAUCAGCUUGCAAUAAUUUUCGACUUUAUGAUAAGAUUUUGGUGGAUUUGGAUCGCAUUAUACACACAGGACAAGACAAAUAGAUUUGUAUUCUUUGAUGGUGAAUUACACUAUUUAGAAAUUAUACGAAGAGCAUUGUGGGCAAUUUUCAAGUUAGAAUCAGAAUACACUCUAAGAUCAGUAUCUAAGGCCUGA